Molecule: messenger RNA, 1229 nt
Organism: Salvia hispanica
Lineage: Eukaryota; Viridiplantae; Streptophyta; Magnoliopsida; Lamiales; Lamiaceae
Biological process (GO): potassium ion transport; proton transmembrane transport
Cellular component (GO): mitochondrial inner membrane
Source: RefSeq, a predicted model, not a curated record
CGCCGCCGCUGAAUUUUGUAAAUUUGCAAACAUUUUCGCUCUCAGAUUUCAUUUCUCUAAUAGGAAUCAGUUCUUCGUCUCGAAUUUCCGAAAACAACGUUCCCUCACCGUGAAUCUCUUCUCAAACACAAAUAGCUCCAAUUUCAGCGAUUUUAAUUUAUUUUUUUUAACAAAAUGAGGGCUAAAGUUGUGGUGUUUCCGAUCAGAGGGAGGAAUUGGUGUUUCAGCCGAUCGAUUGAUCCUUCUGCGGCCGCCGCUCAGCCAUCCACCGCUCCGUCGACGGUGAAGGAGCUCUGGAGCAAACUCUCCAGCGAUAAGCCAUCCGAGGACUCGAAAGUCGAGCUCGCCGUUGAUUUCUUCGCAAACAAGAUGAAUGGAGCUUGGACUAAGCUGGAGAAGGCGCCCCAAGGAACUUUAAAGAGUAAAAUUCAUGGGUUGGGAGUGAAGUUAUUGUCACGUGUGAAGCCAUCAGAAAUCUUCUUUAAAUCUAUUCCAAAGGAGAUUAAUAGAGUGGAUAUUGUGUAUCCAUCGAGUUUGAAUCCAAGACUUGUUCGUCGAAGACUCCGACAUCUAGCAUUCAGGGGAUCGGUUAUUCACACAAAAUACUUCUACUGCUCAGCCAUGAUGGUGCCUUUGACAUCAGUUUUCAUGGUUCUUCCUUUGCCUAACAUCCCAUUCUUUUGGCUCUCGUUCCGCGCCUAUUCUCACUGGAGAGCAUCACAGGGAAGUGAAAAGCUGAUGCACUUAGUCACUGAUGCCUCCUAUCGACCUAAUCCUUCUGAUCAGACGUCCAAAACCGAAGAUAGUUCCACUCAAGACAAAAACAGUGGAAAUUCGACGAAUUCUCUAUUCGUUUUUCAGCCGUCGGAAGAACUGGAAAAGCUUAUCCAAAAGAAGGACAGCGAGAAUGGUCUGAGUGAGUGCGCGAUAUCGAAGAUUUGCCAGAAACACUACCUGAUAGAUGCAGAUGUGAAGAAAUACAGAGAUUCUGUUUAGCCAUCAGUUUAGUUAGAUGCUACUUUCCAGUUUAGUGAAUUCCAUUCAUUCUUGAGAAAUUCUUUGCUAUUUACCCUUGUUUUCCUGGUUAGAAUUUGAGCAAAUCUGUAUAUGUCCCUUGUAGAAAAAGCAAUAAAAAUUGCCCAUUAAGUUAAGGCAAUGGUGCAAUAAACUAUAAUCUGGGUUCAUGAAUUCUGAAAUUGGGACAAAUGCAAUGGAUUUGUUAUUUUAGA